AUGGUCUCCCUCAAAUGGGCGUUGACGUUUAUUUUCGUCGUGAGUUUCGGAGUUUUUGUCACGUUUUUCGGAAGAUUACCUGCUCUUCGUCGGACGCCUAUAGGCUUCUUACACCGUCUAAUAUGGAUUCAUAUACCAAAUGUAUUACUGUCAAUAGACAAUAGACUUACCUCCGGGAGGAUAUCCAAAUCUCUAUCUAGAUUCAGUCAUUUCAUGAUGCACGAUCGUCAUCCCACUAUAGUAAUAUUCUUCCUCACUCUCAUGAUUGGCGGAGAAUACCUCUAUCUCCCUUCCGUGUGGCACCGCCUCGGUCUCUUCACCAAGCUCACCGUCACCAUCACCGUCUUCCUGCCCUAUCUCUUUCUCUAUCUCUCCUGUGCCAUUGACCCAGGAUACAUCACCAGAGAAAACCACGCCUACCACAUGAGACUAUACCCGUACGACCACGCAAAUUUCCACCCCGGCGCGGAGUGUAACACCUGCGGGUUCCUCAAACCACCGCGCUCAAAACACUGCAGCGUAUGCAAGCGAUGUAUAGCAAAGGCAGACCACCACUGCAUCUUCAUCAACUCGUGCGUGGGUUACGGCAACCAGCACUGGUUCAUACUGCUUCUUGUAUCGACGGCUAUUCUAUGCACAUAUGGUGGUCUUCUCGGCGCCUCGCUGCUAUCGUCGUCGAUUAAGGAACAUUUUGUGCAGUGGUCGCCCUGGUCGCCGAGAAAGCAUGGCUGGGGCAUGUACGUGGUAAUUUGGGGUUGGGGGAUCCAGACGAAUAUCGGCCUCGGUAUAACUGCUCUGCUGGCUGGCUUGACUGCACCUUUGGUUUGGGGUCUCCUCAUAUAUACAAUGUAUCUUGUGUACUGCGGUACAACGACAAACGAAUCGUUCAAGUGGUCCGUGUACAAGGAUGACAUGGAGGAUGGGUACGCGUUCCGCCGCCGUAUGCCUUUGAAGAGAGAAAGAGAUCCCGUCAGAGAGCCCAUCUGCCCUAGGUGGCCGGUUGAGCCGGAGAUGGUUCUUGCGGCAACUGAGGAUGGGAAACCUCCGCCAGCGCACAUGGCGUUGGCUGGUGAAGGCGAGUGGGAGCGUGUGUGGAAGUUGCGGGAUGUGGAAAACUUGUAUGACUUGGGAUUUUGGGAUAAUAUGGGAGAUAUUUUCGUGGUAGACUACGGGUUUGGCACAAGCGCAGAUGAACCUCCAGUGGAAAGGGGGACGCGUAGAAGACGUACAAAGAAUAAGUAA
Pochonia chlamydosporia 170 is the source of this 1242-nucleotide messenger RNA. RefSeq names its product DHHC zinc finger protein. Gene Ontology annotation, cellular component: Golgi apparatus; endoplasmic reticulum. The record is from RefSeq and is a predicted model, not a curated record. Gene Ontology annotation, molecular function: protein-cysteine S-palmitoyltransferase activity. Bases 1 to 1242 code for a protein of 413 amino acids. Gene Ontology annotation, biological process: protein targeting to membrane; peptidyl-L-cysteine S-palmitoylation. Lineage: Eukaryota; Fungi; Ascomycota; Sordariomycetes; Hypocreales; Clavicipitaceae. The transcript has 3 exons.